AUGGUGAGAGCUGGUCGAUACCCCGAGGCGGGGUUGAAGAAGGGACCGUGGUCUCUGGAGGAGGACGAGAAACUCGUCUCCUACAUCCAGAGAUACGGACAUGGGAACUGGCGGGCUCUCCCAAAACAAGCCGGUGAGUUCCGACCGAUCCAUAUCCGCAAAGCAGUUUUUUCGUUCGCUUACUUUCGGAAUAUCUACAAAUUACGGUCCGUAGGAUUCGCAAGAUAAAGUGAUUAAUCCUCUCCCAUCAGGGGCACUAGAGAGAUUAUUCUUAUAUUUUGUUGCAGUGAUUAUACAAAAUUUUGAAACCUUGUCCUAGCGAAUCGAGUUCUCUAAAACAUCGCUCUCUCACUCUCCCUCUCUCCGUGUGUUUCAUGGCUUGUAGGCCUAUCGAGGUGUGGCAAGAGUUGCAGACUCCGAUGGUUGAACUACCUUCGACCGGAUAUCAAGAGAGGGAACUUAACGAAGGAGGAAGAGGAGGCCAUCAUCGCGUUCCAUGGGCAACUCGGCAACAGGUACAUACCAAUGGGGCUUCAGGAUUCUUCUCAUUCCGAAAGAUUUCAUCUCAAACUCUAAAGAGGGGGAGCAGGGGGGAGCAUUGAGCAAGAAACAAUAGCUGAUUGUUGAUUGUUUGUGAGAACUAAUUCGAGCUUUCUCUUCUCCACAGAUGGUCUGCAAUUGCUGCUAGACUUCCUGGUAGAACGGACAACGAGAUCAAGAACGUGUGGCACACACACCUAAAAAAGCGUAUGACGCCGAGUCCGGCUAGCUCUGAACCGAAGAAGUCCCCGGGUGAUGCUACGGCUGUCUCCGGCGCCGCUGAGUCCUUAGGGGGGUCAUUUAACGAAGUCUCAUCGACUGUCCGCAUGAUGAACAGUGAAACCAAGGACACAUGGGUCAUCGACGAGAACUCCAGCUCUCUGGAUGAGUUUCUGGAGGGGAUUGAGAACAGCAGGGAUUCCCUUCCCAUGUUCACCGCCCACCCUCCCGUCGACGAUCACAUGGAUUUCUGGAGAAACGUGUUGAUGGAGGGCGGAGAGAGCAGUCGGACUUGA
Messenger RNA from Spirodela intermedia, 1055 nucleotides. The record is from the annotation of a GenBank genome assembly. Lineage: Eukaryota; Viridiplantae; Streptophyta; Magnoliopsida; Alismatales; Araceae.